Molecule: messenger RNA, 1428 nt
Organism: Acanthosepion pharaonis
Lineage: Eukaryota; Metazoa; Mollusca; Cephalopoda; Sepiida; Sepiidae
Source: the annotation of a GenBank genome assembly
AUGGAAAAUUUCUUUUUAUUUAUUUUUUCAUUCAUUCAUUCUUUCUUAAAUUUAUUUUUUUUCUCUUUUAAAUAUUCCGAAAAAUUUUGUAUUUGUGUUAAUUUCAUUUUUUCUUUAAAUAAAUUUCUUCUAUUUCUCUUUUCUUUUCAUCUCAUUUUAAAUAUUCAAUUCUUUUUCUUUCUUAAACUAUUUUUUUCUCUUUCUAUUCUCAAUUUUCAUCAUUCGUCCAUCUUCCUUUUUCUAAGCAAUUUAGAAAUCUCCUUUUUCUUUCUUCUCUUUUUCUUUCUUCAUUGUCACUUUCUAUCUUUCUUUUUUUCUUUUUCUUCCUUUUCUUUCUUUCUUUCAUUCUUUCUUUCUUUUUCUUUUCUUUUCUUUCUUUCUUCUUCUUUUCUUUCUUUCGUUUCCUUUUCUUUCUUUCUUUCUUUAUUUUCUUUUUUCUUUUUUCUUUUUUCAAAUAAAUUUUUUUUCCUUUUUUUUCUUUUUCUUUCAUUCAUUCUUUUCUUUUUUUUUUUUUUUUCUUUUUUCUUUCUUUCUUUUCUUUCUUUCUUUCCUUUUUUUUCUUUCUUACUUUCAUUCUUUUCUUUCUUUCUUUUUUCUUUCAUUCAUUUUCUUUUCUUUUUGUUUCUUUUUUUCUUUUUUCUUUUUUCAUUCAUUCUUUUUUCUUUCUUUUGCUUUUCUUUUUCUUUUUUUCAUUUCUUUCUUUCAUUUCAUUCUUCUUUCUUUUCUUUCUUUUUUUUUCUCUUUCUUUCUUUCUUUUUUCUUUCAAUCAAGUUUCUUUUCCCUUUUCUUUCUUUCUUUCCAUUCAUUUUCUUUUUUUCUUUCUUUUCUAUCAUUUUUUCUUUAAUAAAUUCUUCUUUUCAUUCAAUUUUCUUUCCUUUCUUUUCUCUUUUUCUUUUUUCAUUCAUUCAUUCUUUCUUUCUUUCUCUUUCAUUCUUUCUUUUUCAUUCUUUCUUUCUUUUUUUCUUUUGUGCCUUUUCUUUCUUUCUUUCAUUCAUUCUUUCUUUCUUAAACUAUAUUUUUCUCUCUCUUUCUUACUCUCUCUUUUUAAAUAUCAUUCGUCCACAUUCCUCUCUCUCUAAGCAAUUAGAAAUCUCACUCUCCCCCUCUCUCUCUCUUUCUCUUUCUCAUUCAGUUAACAAUCUCUCUCUCUCUCUAUCUAUCUAUCUAUCUAUCUAUUCAUCUAUCUCUCCCACUCUCACUUUAAAUAUCUUUCUUUUGUGCUCUUUCUUUCUCGAUCUUAAACUAUAUUUUUUCUCUCUCUUUUUUUCUUAUUCGCUCUUUUUAAAUAUCAUUCGUCCACACUCCUCUCUCUGUAAGCAAUUAGCAAUCUUUCUUCCCUCUCUCUCUCCCUCUCUCUCUCCCUCUCUCUCUUUCUCUUUCUCUCACUCUCUAACUUUAAAUAUCUUUCUUCUGCACUCUCUCUACUAG